This is a messenger RNA of Acomys russatus (golden spiny mouse), 1617 nucleotides long. Its product is annotated as flavin-containing monooxygenase 5-like. The transcript is spliced from 8 exons. NCBI's taxonomy places the organism in Eukaryota, Metazoa, Chordata, Mammalia, Rodentia, Muridae. The record is from RefSeq and is a predicted model, not a curated record. The coding region runs from base 1 to 1617 and encodes 538 amino acids. Gene Ontology annotation, molecular function: NADP binding; flavin adenine dinucleotide binding; N,N-dimethylaniline monooxygenase activity.
AUGAGAGUAAAAAAAAUCGCAGUGAUUGGUGCUGGCGUCAGCGGACUGGGCGCCAUUAAGAGCUGUUUGGAGGAGGGACUAGAACCUACAUGUUUUGAAAAGAGCAGUGACAUCGGUGGACUGUGGAGAUAUGAGGAGACACCAGAAAGUGGAAGGGCCGGGAUAUACAAAUCUUUGACCUGCAAUACAUCCAAGGAGAUGACAGCCUUCAGUGACUACCCCUUUCCUGACCAUUACCCCAACUACCUGCACAACUCCAAAAUAAUGGAGUAUCUCAGGAUGUACACCAGGCACUUCGGGCUGAUGAAACACAUCCAGUUCCAGACAAACGUGUGCAGUGUCAAGAAACGCCCUGACUUUUCAACCUCUGGUCAAUGGGAUGUUGUGGUCGAAGCUGAUCAGGAGCAGAAAACCUAUAUCUUUGAUGGAAUAAUGGUCUGCAGCGGCCAGUACACUGAGAAGCAUUUUCCUUUACAGGAUUUUACAGGAAUCACCAAGUUCCGAGGCUCCUGUCUCCACACCUGGGAGUACAAGCGCCCAGACCACUUCGUGGGAAAGCGAGUGGCCGUGAUUGGCAUUGGGAAUUCCGGAGCAGAUGUGGCGGGCGAGAUCAGUCGCGUCGCUGACCAGGUUUUCCUCAGCACGAGACGAGGGGCGUGGAUAUGGAACCGGGUUUGGGAUCAUGGGAAUCCCAUGGAUGCCACACUCUUCACUCGUUAUAAUAGAGCUGUUGAGAAGAUCUGCCCCGCACACCUGAUCAACAGGCAGAUGGAGAAGAAGCUAAAUGCCAGGUUUAGCCACGCCAAUUACGGGCUGCAGCCUCAGCACAGAGUUCUUGACCACCGAACAGUUCUCAGUGAUGACCUACCAAGUCGCAUCAUUACUGGGAAAGUGACGAUAAAACCAAAUGUGAAAGAGUUCACCUCAGCAUCAGUCAUCUUUGAGGAUGGAACUGAGGAGAACAUAGAUGUUGUCAUCCUUGCCACAGGCUAUACAUUGUCAUUCCCUUUCUUGAAUGAUGGCUCAGCAAUCCUAGACAGCCAGUACUCCAUGUUUAAAUUCGUCUUCCCUCCUGAGCUAGAGAAGCCAACUCUUGCUUUCAUUGGCAUCCUCCAGCCAAAGGGAGCCAUCAUCCCCACAUCAGAGCUCCAAAGCCGAUGGGUUGUUCAUGUGUUCAAAGGACUAAAAAAGUUGCCCUCAAAGAGAAACAUGCUGGCUGAGAUCAACAGAAGAAAACAAAAUAUGUCCAAAGACUCUAUGAAAAGCCUCAGAGACGCUCGCCGAGUACAGUUCAUCGACUACAUGGAUGAAAUUGCUUCCGAGUUAGGUGUCAAACCCAACCUGCUCUCCCUCCUCCUCUGGGAUACAAAGCUGGCCAAGGAGAUUUUCUAUGGUCCCUGCACCUCCUACCAGUUCCGUCUACAAGGGCCAGGGAAAUGGGCCGGGGCUCGGGCAGCCAUCCUCACACAGAGAGAAAGGAUGCUCAAACCCCUAAGAACCCGUGAGCUCAAACACUCCCAGGCCUCCCUCUUCUGUCUGUUCUGGAUCAAAUGUAUCUGUGUUGUCAUUUUUUUCUUUGUUUCCAUAUUAGCUAUCAUGCAUAUCACAAGUCAUUAA